CAUUUCCUGUUAACCGAAUAACUUCGAUACUAACUUCUCGUCAGUGAACACGUUUAGUGAAAAGUGCAAAACAAAAAAACGGAAAAUUUUCCAAACCGAAACUAAAAAAAAAAACAGUGCAGCGGAAACCCCUCAGAUCAGUGUGAUUUUGGAAUAGCUAUAGAAAAGUCUAUAUCUGAUAUCUGCACAUUUGAACUUACUUCGCCUACCUACGACAAAUCUAGUUCCGUAUUCGCAAAGCAGCUCCAUACUUAAUUCCCGAACAGCCAACCACUAGCACAGGAAACAUGUCUAUUGCUCAGGGCGACAAGGAAAUUCCAAUGAAUCAAGCAGAAGAUGCUAGAGACAAUGCCAUGCUUAACUGGAUCGACAUGGUGCAGCAGUCGCCGGACCAGCUGCCCCGCCGUUUGCCCUCCAGCCGCAUGAGGCAUCGGAAUUUUCGAAGUUUGCCCAAAUUUACACACCCGAUAUUCCGUGACCAACUCCGCCGUGCCAGACGCUUGAGCAACAUGGAUCUGCCGCCUAUGAUGGAAUUCUUUCGUAAAGUGUCAGAUGUAGCCACCGGCGAGAUUUCCCAAAAACAUCUACAAAUUAUGAUUUUCUUGUCCCUUGUUCUGAUUCCAUCCAUCAUGGAGCUGGGACCGCGCAUCGACUUUCCGGACCACUGGCGACAGACUGGAUUACUCCGCUUCGUCAAGCGCCGUCCUCUGUCCAUGUCCUUUCCAGGCAACGUAUGCCAGGUUCUUAUUCGCUGCACUCUGGAUGCCAUUAUUCCGAUGAUUUGUAUACACAGUACGGCAAAUCCCAAUCGGUUCAAGCUACCUCCGCCAUUCAAGGGCCUUAAUCUUGAAGUGCCGGUCAACAUAAAUGCUUACGCCAUUUGCCUACUUCCAUAUAUAUUGCGCCUAAAGGCCAAUUUCUGCCUCUUCGUGGCCGACACUUGGCUCGUUUACAAUGACCACGUUGAGAAUAUUGCCGACAGUUACUACACCUGGCGCCUAAUCAUCUGUUUAAACCAUGCUUUGCAGCUCACCUUCGCCAUGGAGCUGUUGCUCCUCAUGAUACAGGGACUGAUGGGCUUGUGGCAGGCGUACCGCAUCUACAUGAUGCUAACCAAAUCUAAUAAAAACAAAGUGGCUGUUUUCGAACAGAACGCGGCAAAUAAGAGGAAAUUCUGGUACAAGCCCAGCGAAGAUGCCUUGGCCGUGUACGUAGCCGUCAGGGAGCGCGUUGUGGUCUACACUAUGUAAAGGGGAGACUAAGCAACCCAAACUCAAGUUUUGACACAACGAAAUACAAAGGCACUAAUGCAACCCUUAUAUUAGGAUUUAACAACUAACAGUGACUGAUAAAAACAAC
Drosophila eugracilis is the source of this 1359-nucleotide messenger RNA. RefSeq lists its product as uncharacterized. Bases 288 to 1250 code for a protein of 320 amino acids. NCBI's taxonomy places the organism in Eukaryota, Metazoa, Arthropoda, Insecta, Diptera, Drosophilidae. The record is from RefSeq and is a predicted model, not a curated record. The transcript has 4 exons.